GACGCGCGCUCUGUCCAACUUUUUUACCCUGCAGCGGGAGCUUUCACGGAGGCAUUUGAAACUCGUGAUUUUUAGAAGACCUGGCUUUAUUACCGGUUCGGCACCGGUAACCCCACACUUUCGCCCCCAAGCAUCUGAUAGCCUUGAGGCGACCCGAGGGGACAAGCUUCUCUCUGCAACCCACCAUCUUCUACGAGUCAUGGCUUCCUCUAAAGUCGUCGCAAAUGCUCAAGAGAAGGUAGUGAAGACGCUUGCCCUAUUGAAAAAGAUGCUUUCCCAGCAGGGCAUGGAGGUGCUUGUGAGCUUCUUGGGCACUGCUUCGGGCACUGACAAGAUAUUUUCUUUGAUCGAAAGCUGGACAAAGCUGUUCAUCGCCUACCUGCGCCUGUCUAGGCCCUAUUACACAUACAGGACCGAGGCCGUCAUCACAAGCGGGAGCGAAGUCACGAGGCACAUAUACAACCUCUUCCUUAUAGGGUCGCGCGUAUCUCCGUUGGCGGACAAGCUGUCCAACCUGACAAAUGCGAUCGGCGACUCACGCAUGCUUUUCCGGUUUGCGGCCCUCCCCGGUCAGUACACGACAGUGCUUAGCUUGAUCAAGGCACGGUCCCACCCCCUGAUCCCGACACUGCAGUCUCUCUCUCUCCUGGGAUACUACACGCUCGAACAUGCCUACUACUUGGCCGCGCACAGGGUUGUGCGCGUGAGUGAACGCACCAAGGACGUGCUGGGGCUCUGGUCUAUGCGCUCGUUUAGCGUUUGGGUCGUCCUCCAGAUCGUUAACCUAUUUAGGGAGGCUAAACAGUUGGACAAGGAGGCGGCUACCAUGACAGAAGAAGAGAAGAACUCCGAGCGUGGAACUGAAUUGCGGAUGAGGGGCAAACGCUGGAGGGAUGACUACAUGUUGCAAAUGUACUACCUUCCUAUGUGUAUUCAUUGGUCUACCCCAGGCGGUAUCUUCCAUCCAAUGUUUUCCGCAGUCCUCAACGUCCUUAUCUCGAACGCAGAAUUCCGUCAGGCUUGGAGCAAGACGCUCAGUCCGAUCAGGAAUUGAGUCUGCUGGGCCAAUGCGCUUGGUAGGCUUGGGAACGUUUUUUCUUUUCUCCUUUUCCGAACCUUGGGACGAGCGUUUCGCACGCCGGAAAAGCAAGGCAGAUCCCGAGAUACGAGAGAUACGGAUACGCCCUCUGCUGUCGAUCUGCCCAGUCAAUGGUACUUGUGUCGCUCAAUGAUACUAUGGUAAUAAACAAUCGCGCAAUUGAUUUCCCCAAGGGGCCGUGGGCGAAUACGGAAGUCUCUCGGCGUGUCGAGAACUUC
Messenger RNA from Dacryopinax primogenitus, 1317 nucleotides. RefSeq lists its product as uncharacterized. Gene Ontology annotation, biological process: peroxisome fission. Lineage: Eukaryota; Fungi; Basidiomycota; Dacrymycetes; Dacrymycetales; Dacrymycetaceae. The coding region runs from base 200 to 1054 and encodes 284 amino acids. The record is from RefSeq and is a predicted model, not a curated record. Gene Ontology annotation, cellular component: peroxisomal membrane. The transcript is spliced from 6 exons.